AAAAAAACGGUUUAAAAGAAAAAUGAUGAGAGUAUUGUGUGCUGGCAUUGUCAAAGUUUUCACUUACCGUCACCGCUUCGUUAGGGAUCAGAAAGAGAGAGAGAGCGAAAAAUCCAACAAACUCUGUGACCGUUUCUUCUAUCACUCUUUCUUCUUCAAUUCAUUUCAUUUCAAUGUUGUUAUAUUUCUAGAUUGGCGCGUGCGUGGAUCUCUCUCUCUUUUGAAUUUCUCUAUUUUUGAACCCUAAAUUUACUCUCUGAUCUGCUGCUGCUGCUGCUGCUGGUUGUUGUUAUGGCGACGGUUAAGUCAUCGUCACGGUCAAGAGUGACGGCGGCGACUGUGAAAGAAAACGGAGUGAAGCUUGAAGAAGGUCUUAAUCCUUUCAAGUCUGAUAGAUUUGAUGCUGAGUUCUAUGUUCAGUCCACCUCUUCUCUCAACGAUAAGGAAAUUAAGCAAUUAUGCACAUAUUUAGUAGACUUGAAGAAAGCUUCUGCCGAGGAGAUGCGCAGAAGUGUCUAUGCUAACUAUGCAGCCUUCAUACGAACUUCCAAGGAGAUAUCAGAUUUGGAAGGUGAGCUUUCGUCUAUCAGAAACCUACUAUCCACUCAAGCUACUUUGAUACGUGGUUUGGCUGAUGGAGUUCAUAUUGAUUCAUUAUCAAUUUCCAAUUCUGAUGGUUUUUCUGCAAACGGUACACUGGAUUCUGAAGAUAAAGAAAUAUCAGAUCUGGAUGAAUGGUUAGUUGAGUUUCCUGAUAACUUGGAUGUUCUUUUGGCUGAAAGGCGAGUGGAAGAAGCGUUGGAUGCUCUUGAUAAAGGAGAACGUAAAGUCUCUAAAGCAAAGGAGAUGAAAUCUCUCAACCCAACUUUACUUCUGGCACUGCAGAACUCUAUUACUGAACGUAGGCAAAAACUAGCUGAUCAGCUUGCUGAAGCUGCUUGUCAGCCCUCUACUCGUGGUGCUGAACUUCGAGCAUCAGUUUCAGCCCUUAAAAAACUUGGAGAUGGUCCGCAUGCUCACAGCUUACUACUCAAUGCUCAUCUGCAACGAUAUCAGUAUAACAUGCAAAGUCUCCGGCCGUCAAACACCUCAUAUGGAGGAGCAUAUACUGCAGCUCUUGCACAGCUGGUAUUUUCUGCAGUUGCACAAGCUGCAAGUGACUCGCUGUCUAUUUUUGGUGAGGAGCCUGCUUAUUCUUCCGAACUUGUAAUGUGGGCUACGAAGCAAACAGAGGCAUUUGCUCUUCUGGUGAAAAGGCAUGCCUUAGCUUCUUCAGCAGCUGCAGGAGGUUUAAGAGCUGCUGCAGAGUGUGUUCAAAUAGCAUUGGGUCAUUGCUCAUUGUUGGAAGCUCGUGGUCUGGCUCUCUGUCCUGUACUUUUGAAACUUUUUAGACCUAGUGUUGAACAGGCAUUAGAUGCUAAUUUGAAACGAAUACAAGAGAGUACUGCUGCUAUGGCUGCUGCUGAUGAUUGGGUACUCACGUAUCCUCCUAAUACUAAUCGGCAGACUGGUAGUACUACAGCAUUUCAACAUAAACUAACAAGUAGUGCCCAUCGCUUCAAUUUGAUGGUCCAGGACUUCUUUGAGGAUGUAGGACCACUGCUUAGUAUGCAGUUGGGAGGACAAGCUCUGGAAGGGUUGUUUCAAGUAUUUAACUCUUAUGUGAACAUGCUUAUAAAAGCACUACCAGAAUCAAUGGAGGAAGAAGAAAGCUUUGAGGAUUCUGGGAACAAAAUUGUACGAAUGGCCGAGACUGAAGCCCAGCAGAUUGCACUGCUAGCUAAUGCCUCAUUACUAGCUGAUGAACUACUUCCACGUGCAGCCAUGAAGCUCUCCUCCCUAAACCAAGAUCUCUACAAGGAUGAUAACCGUAGAAGAACCUCAGAAAGGCAAAAUCGUCAUCCGGAACAACGGGAAUGGAGGAGACGACUCGUGGGUUCAGUUGACAGGCUGAAAGAUACAUUCUGUCGUCAACAUGCUUUGAGCCUGAUUUUUACAGAGGAGGGUGAUAGUCAUCUUACAGCUGACAUGUAUAUAAACAUGGAUGGAAAUGCGGAUGAAGUUGAAUGGAUUCCAUCUUCGAUUUUUCAGGAGCUUUUCAUAAAACUGAACAGAAUGGCAAAUAUAGCAGCAGAGAUGUUUGUAGGGAGGGAAAGAUUUGCUACGCUGCUUUUGAUGAGACUUACAGAAACUGUUAUUUUGUGGAUUUCAGAAGAUCAGAGCUUUUGGGAUGAUAUUGAGGAAGGACCAAGGCCUUUAGGUCCUCUUGGUCUACAACAGUUCUAUUUGGAUAUGAAGUUUGUUGUGUGUUUUGCCUCCAACGGUCGGUAUUUGUCAAGGAAUUUGCAACGAAUUGUGAAUGAAAUUAUAACAAAGGCAAUGUCGGCAUUUUCUGCAACAGGGAUGGAUCCAUAUAGGGAUCUGCCUGAAGAUGAAUGGUUCAAUGAAAUAUGUCAAGAUGCUAUGGAAAGAUUAAGUGGAAAACCAAAGGAAAUAAACGGAGAGAGGGAACUUAGCAGCCCUACCGCGUCUGUCUCUGCACAAUCAAUUUCAUCUGUCAGAUCUCAUAAUAGUUCAUAAUGCAUAGUUUAAUCCCUGUAAAUUAGUACAGUCCAAUCUAUCAUGAAAUUAUUACUGGCAGAUUAUUGCGCUCAUUAACGCUGAUCUCUUCAUUGCUUCUCCUGUUGGUAUCCCCUUCAUUUUUGUCUUCAGUCAUUUUUAAUGGGGCAUAGAUAACCUUGUAUUUGUGUAGAUUUAAGUUUUCCUUGGUCAGGUGUUUGACAAUAAUAUUUCUUCCCAUCAAAUUUGGCCUUGUUGCGAUUGUAAAUGCUCGCUGACUCGAUUAUUUGGUUCGUAUUCUGAAAUAAUAUUUUUUGAAAGUUUACUCUA
Molecule: messenger RNA, 2889 nt
Organism: Trifolium pratense (red clover)
Lineage: Eukaryota; Viridiplantae; Streptophyta; Magnoliopsida; Fabales; Fabaceae
Product: exocyst complex component EXO84B
Exons: 7
Coding region: 292-2580 (762 amino acids)
Biological process (GO): exocytosis; intracellular protein localization; Golgi to plasma membrane transport
Cellular component (GO): exocyst
Source: RefSeq, a predicted model, not a curated record